Molecule: messenger RNA, 156 nt
Organism: Prorocentrum cordatum
Lineage: Eukaryota; Dinophyceae; Prorocentrales; Prorocentraceae
Source: the annotation of a GenBank genome assembly
GUGCGCGGGGCCGUCGGGCGGAUGAAAGGCAGCGCCAGCGGCAAGGGCGGCAUCGCCAUCGGCACCGUCCGUUCCGCGGGACCACGUGCUACCAUGGCGGCCGCGAAGCUUGUCGCCACCGUGCGGGAUGCUCCUGGUGAUGCGUGGGAGCAAGAG